This is a messenger RNA of Olea europaea var. sylvestris, 1163 nucleotides long. Its product is annotated as 39S ribosomal protein L46, mitochondrial-like. Lineage: Eukaryota; Viridiplantae; Streptophyta; Magnoliopsida; Lamiales; Oleaceae. Gene Ontology annotation, cellular component: mitochondrial large ribosomal subunit. The record is from RefSeq and is a predicted model, not a curated record. Gene Ontology annotation, molecular function: structural constituent of ribosome. The transcript has 7 exons. Bases 218 to 934 code for a protein of 238 amino acids.
CCAGCCCGCCAGCCCAAACCCAAUCCCAAAUAAGCAAAACCCAAAAACUGAAUAAUCCAUCAAUCCUCUCCGACAUCUCACUUCUCUUCACACAAUCUAUUCAUCCAGUUAACACCAAAACCAGCCUUUUCCACGUCAUCAUCGGCACGACUCGGCGCCUACGAUAGCUCCACUACCAUCCGUGUUCCCCGCCUGAGAAGUAGUUAGAUCUUGGACAAUGCAGAGAACGACGCAGUAUGCGAGGUUGGCUCAGUCGUUGGUAACAGGGCGAGGGUUUUCCACUUCAACAUCGAAGAGCAGCAAUGAUAAGAUUGUAGCUUCAGUGGUGUUCGAGAGGCUCCCAGUUGUCAUCCCUAAAGUUGAUCCUGCCGUCUAUGCUUUUCAAGAGUUCUCGUUCCGAUGGAGGCAGCAAUAUCGGCGGGAAUACCCAGAAGCUUUCUUGAAAAAAUCUGAUACCAGGGGAAAAGGUGAUUAUCAAAUUGAGUUCGAACCAGCUCCACGGAUCACUGAGGCAGAUAAAUCUAACAACCAAAGGUCAUUACAAAGAGCCCUAGACCAAAGACUAUAUCUUCUCCUCUAUGGCCCAACAUUUGGUUCUCCUAGUGGCAAAAGUGUCUGGCAUUUCCCAGAGAAAGUUUAUGCAUCCGAAAAGACUCUGCGCGAGUGUGCAGAAUCUGCAUUAAAAUCUGUGAUUGGAGAUCUUUCCCACACUUAUUUUGUUGGAAAUGCUCCAAUGGGCCAUAUUGUUAUACAGCCUGCGGAGGCUGAACAGGGCAUUAAUUCUUUCAAGCGCUUCUUCUUCAAGUCUCAAGUGAUCGCUACGAACAAGUUUAAUAUUAAAAUGUGCGAAGAUUUUGUCUGGGUGACAAAGGAAGAACUGUUGGAGCAUUUCCCUGAGCAAGCCGAAUUCCUAAACAAAAUGAUCAUCAGCUGAUAUUUUAUGUCUUUGUACUACUUAGACGCAUGGAAUAAUUUUCUUGAAAAUUUGUUGUUAAUUCAUUGGAUUUGCCUGUGUUUCCCAAAGUACCUUCUUGUAUCCCUGUGAGUGGAAUGAAUUUUGACUCUUUAAAAGUUGACUAUGGGGUGGUUAAGCUGUGAGUGGCCGCAUUUAUUUUGCCCGGUCCUAUUAGAGCAUUUGAUGAAAAUAGUGAAUUUUUGGCCUC